AUGUCAAGCCCCCAAGAGACCACCAGCGAUGGCACUCGCAAGAACUUCGAGCAGAUCACCUUCCGUUUCUGCUCCGAAUGCUCAAACAUGUUAUACCCCAAGGAAGACCCAGACUCACACAAGCUUCAAUUCACCUGCCGAACCUGUCAGUAUACUGAGGAGGCUACGUCGACAUGCGUUUUCCGUAAUAUCAUGAACAACGCUGUGGGAGAGACUGCUGGUGUAACCCAGGAUGUCGGAUCCGACCCUACGCUUCCCCGAUCGAACAAGACUUGCCCGGUUUGUAAACACGAGGAAGCCGUCUUCUUUCAGUCCCAACAGCGCAGUGCUGAGACCGGAAUGAAACUGUUCUACGUCUGCUGCGAUUGUGGUAACAUUUUCCAGUAG
Messenger RNA from Truncatella angustata, 387 nucleotides. RefSeq names its product DNA-directed RNA polymerase-like protein II subunit rpb9. NCBI's taxonomy places the organism in Eukaryota, Fungi, Ascomycota, Sordariomycetes, Amphisphaeriales, Sporocadaceae. The transcript has 3 exons. The coding region runs from base 1 to 387 and encodes 128 amino acids. The record is from RefSeq and is a predicted model, not a curated record. Gene Ontology annotation, molecular function: DNA-directed RNA polymerase activity; zinc ion binding; nucleic acid binding. Gene Ontology annotation, biological process: DNA-templated transcription; transcription initiation at RNA polymerase II promoter; transcription-coupled nucleotide-excision repair. Gene Ontology annotation, cellular component: RNA polymerase II, core complex.